AUGCUCAGCGCUGCCAUCGCCGCACCUGGAAAGCCCAAAUCUAAACUCGAAACUGUCGUCGACGCUGAUGAGCCUUUAAUUGCGACAUGCUACCGUGCUGGCAGGGCAUGCCAGUGGCCAACGGAUUGCUGCCCCGGUCUAAUUUGCGAAUGGGAUCUUGCGAAUCGAGAAUGGCAGGGUACUGCUGUUUGCAAGGACCCUGAAAGGGUGGGCAUCCACGGUUAA
This is a messenger RNA of Paracoccidioides brasiliensis Pb18, 225 nucleotides long. RefSeq lists its product as uncharacterized. The record is from RefSeq and is a predicted model, not a curated record. The coding region runs from base 1 to 225 and encodes 74 amino acids. The transcript is spliced from 2 exons.